Molecule: messenger RNA, 2943 nt
Organism: Rhincodon typus (whale shark)
Lineage: Eukaryota; Metazoa; Chordata; Chondrichthyes; Orectolobiformes; Rhincodontidae
Exons: 4
Coding region: 244-2052 (602 amino acids)
Source: RefSeq, a predicted model, not a curated record
GUUUGAAUAAAGUUAACUUUUAAUAACUAAUGCUCCUCUGUUCUCUCCUCUUUCUUCCCUGAAGACUGCAGACCGAACUGUAAGUUUGUUCCGACUGAAGGUGACCGCGCAUGCGUAAAAGUUCUUCGAGACAUUGAACCUGGAGAUGAGAUCACCUGUUACUAUGGUGACAGUUUCUUUGGUGAAAACAAUGAGCUGUGCGAAUGCUACACUUGUGAAAGGCGAGGAGAAGGAGCCUUCAAGAUGAAGAAGCGUGCCAUUGAGAUGGGCGCAUUCUGCAAGUAUGGACUGAGAGAGACUGACAGUCGCCUCAGUCGUAUGAAACAGAAGGGCAAAGGACGUCGGCCCAAGGGAGCGCGCGUUGAUUUAUAUCAGAAAACAGUGGAAAGAGCCUUGUGGCAGACUUCAGCCAGAAGGCUCACCUUAAGUUCAAAGAGGGGCAAACGUGGAAAAUGGAAAAGGCGGACUCCAAGUAGGGUCCACGCAAAGUCACUGCCUGUGCUUCAGUCAAUGCCUUUGCAGCUGCAGAACGCUCAGGCUGAUGAAGUGACAGACGUGGCAACCGAUGCCGGCUCCGUGACUCAUUUGCAGAAUGGGAGCCAGACGGCUGAUCAGGGAGGGGAGACUCCUUCGCAGAAAGGUGAGGCAGAAAGCCUUCACUGUGGAUUUGGCUAUUCCUCAACAUUACAGCUUCAGCCCAGUGCUGGGCAAACUGACCCUGAAACACUUGUAACAUUCCAGAUGCCAGAAGGCGUCUUCCUGAAGGACCUGCGAGUGGAUUUGCAUGAUUGCACGAAUCUGGUUGGACCGUUGAUCAAUCUAGAUGAAGCAGCUACAAGAAAAAACGGGAGGUAUGUGUGGGACAAGCCAGAGGCAAACCCAGGUCCAGUUACCCCCCAGUGUCCAGAAGACGUGUCCAAACAGAAAACCCCAGCCAACGCCAAUGGAGUCCCAGCAUCUAAGCUUGUUUGGAAAGAUUGUAAUACACCUCGUUUACCUGAAGUCACCGUUCCUUCAUUGGACCAAGCACCAACAAAACCUCAGAGCACAAAAGAAGCCAUUUCUACAGGCUCAACAGCUCAUCAUUUACAGACUGCCAGCGAGAAGGGGUCUGCUGGCACAUUGACCAGGAAACGGAAGAAGAGGAGGAGGAGGAGGAGGAGGAAAAGGGCGUUGAGAGGGAGAACUAAUCAAAAGAGAAAGAGCUCACAAAGCCCAGAGAUACCACCAAGAAGGGCAUUUGGUUUGACCCACUUUGUGAAAAUCGAUUUGAGCAAGGAUGCUGUCCUUGUGACCAGUGUCAAAAAUGAAGCACAGAGCUCAGUACAAGGCAGUGCAAGCUCUCAGCAAAAAUGCAGUCAAAGUCCACACGUUUCAGUGGACGGGAAUUGUCAAGCUGCACGCUCAUCGGAAAUUCGAGAUGUCCGUGUUGUUCUGGAAGAUAUUUCGAAGAUCUGUGAAUGUGCCACUCGCACGUGGUACGUUCAAAGGAGGCUGUGUGCAAAGCUGAGCAUGGGUGAAGAGGGAGAAAGCCAGUUGCUGGAUUCCAAACUGGGAGCUGAGCCAAGAGCAGCUGGCGCAUUGUGGAGGACUUUGCCCUGCGCUGAGCUUCACUCUUGUGCGAGCAGGCCAGCGAGGCAAAACAGGCAGACAGCUCACAGGCAGAGGGCAGGUGGUCGACAGCCGCUGAAGCAAAGCAUCAAAAGGAAGGCGCCCGAUGGCGAGAGAACAGAAACUGUGAACGGACUGGGCUCGGUAGCCGGUAACAACCCACCGUGUGACGCGACCCAGCGCAAACGCUCUAAGCAUUUCCCAAGCUGUGCACAGGAGAUGAGGGUGUGUAAUGGAGAGGUGACAGGGCUGGGACCAUCACAGAGUACAGUGUGUGCUGAAGGCAUGCUGGCUCGUGAUUGUUUUGUGUCCUCGGUGGAAGAUGACAAAAGACCCGCGGCUUUCACCCCGUUUGCUAGAUCCAAGCGCCUGCGUCUGGUUGUCAGUCAUGGUUCCAUAGACUUCGAUAUCUCCUCUUCGACGAGUGAGGACUCUGUCUGAGUAUUACGUUGGGGUCAGAAAUGAUUCCACCCCACCCUCCUUACGCCCUCACCCACCUCCCCUAACCCUCAUACCCCAUAACGAAAUAUCUACAAAAAGGAGAGAGAAAUUCAAUUUCUAAUGCUGCCCACACAUACAGAGAAAUAAUGUUGAAAUUCCUUCCUCCUGCGUCCUGUUAUUGGUUAGCUCACUGGUUGAACUGUAACCAUUUCCCCAGUUUGCACAAUGAUCUUGAGAUGGUGGGGCUCUACUUAACAUUGACUUUGCACUCCCAAGCAUGGGACUCAGCCAAACCCAACUGGAAGCCCCAAGGGAUUCUCCUAUCUGGGGGCAUCGCUUGUCCUCAACCAGGGCAGGAGUGAUUAGAAGUGUUGUUGGCUGCAUUGUAAUUUGGGAGGCGGGGGGGAAUCAGCCGAUCUCUACUGAGGACAGCAUCAUCUGGGGUGCUGUUUGGACAAAUAGCUAGCUUGACCGUUCAGUAUCUGGAUUAAUGGGGGCACUUGACUGAGGUACCAGAGAGCUGAAGCUGCAAGAGUUGUGAGAGGGCAGGAGAGUCGGGGAGAAACAAAUCUAUAUCUCUGUGCAAACUAGGAAGUGGCUGUGUCUGUCCUGCUGGUCAGUUUAGGCAGUGGGUUCUUGACUUAAGUAGUUCGCGAACUGGCAAGUUACACAGCAUAUAAAGAACAACUCACAAAAGUGAGAUUGGUUUGAACUUUCCUGUGAGUUCUCCUUAAAUAGAAUUUGAAGUACUCUCUCAUUUUCUCGACUCAGUCCCAGGGACAAUACCUAAAGCUUCGUAUAACCUCAGGAUAACAACUUUUGGUGCUUAUUGGUCAGCUGAUGUGCUUGAUAUCCUUCCUCAUGAGAAAAGUAAAAAUGUUUUGUUUUAAA